Molecule: messenger RNA, 1806 nt
Organism: Paralichthys olivaceus (Japanese flounder)
Lineage: Eukaryota; Metazoa; Chordata; Actinopteri; Pleuronectiformes; Paralichthyidae
Source: RefSeq, a predicted model, not a curated record
AUGCAGAAAGAGACGACAUUUGGCGAAACAGACAAAGAGGGAGAUAUGAAAGUUAAUGACACGUCGCGGUCGAUCAGCGGGGCGUCCUCCGGUCUGUCCACGAGUCCUCUCAGCAGUCCCCGGCCCAAUCGGCGGUUUUUCAUCCCGCCCCAGUCCCCGGACCUGUGUCAGUCCCCCAACUGCAGCCCCACCCACUCCCUUGAGGUCCGCCUCAACGGGGUGGGGCCGCGCACGCCCAACUCCUACCAUCCAAAGAUGGGGUCCCCCCUCAUGCACCCACGCACCCAGACUCUCCCGGCCAAACCCAGAGCGUCCGAGAAGCCCCUGCAGACCACCAGGUCCAACCCGCUCCCCAACUCAGUCCAGACCCCCACCACCCCCAAAUCUGAGCCCUCCACACCCUGCCAGCCUCUGGCGCCCUGCAUCCCCAACAGCCCCCGGGUGAGACGCCACCCUCCCCUGACCGUGCCCCCAAAACUCUCCAUCCCUCUCUCCCCCGUGCCUCCCAUGUCGCCCCUCCGCCGCCACCACCUCCACCCUGACCACAAUGGCAAAUCUGUCCCCAUCACGCAGGUGACCCCUCACCCCUCCCCAAGAGGGAGCCCUCUCCCCACCCCCAAAGGCACCCCGGUGCACACGCCCAAGGACAGCCCGGCCGGCACGCCCAGCCCCACGCCCCCGCCCAGCCCUUCCAUCGGCGGUAUGCCGUGGAGGACGCGCCUCAACUCCAUUAAGAACAGUUUCCUGGGCUCGCCGCGCUUCCACCGCCGGAAAAUGCAAGUUCCCACCCAGGAGGACAUGUCCAGUCUGACCCCCGACUCAUCUCCAGAACUGGCGAAGAAGUCAUGGUUCGGUAACUUCAUCAACCUGGAGAAAGAGGAGCAGAUCUUCAUCGUCAUCAGAGACAAACCCCUCAGCUCCAUAAAGGCCGACAUCGUCCACGCCUUCCUCUCCAUUCCGAGUCUCAGCCACAGCGUCAUCUCUCAGACUAGUUUUCGGGCGGAGUACAAGUCCACCGCCGGGCCCACGGUUUUCCAGAAGCCGGUGAAGUUCCAGGUGGACAUCACCUACACCGAGAGCUCCGGAGCCACCAAGGAGAUCGGCAUCUACUCCGUCACCUUCACUCUGCUCUCAGGUCCCAGUCGACGUUUCAAACGUGUGGUUGAGACCAUCCAGGCUCAGCUGCUCAGCUCCAGCGACCCGCCGGGCGUCCAGCCGCAGAUAUCCGGCAGCCCGUUGAGUAACUUCUUUGACGUAAUUAAACAGCUUUUUUCAGACGAGAAGAACAUCCAAGCGUCGCACCCCCCCGGCGCCCCCGCCACGCCUAGCUCCCCCGCCAAGCAUGCCCCCGGCAGCAAGCCCAGCCAGCCCCCGCCCAAUGACUCUAAAUGCCCCCCCAGCAAAGACAAAACAAAGAUGGCCGCCAGCAACAGGACACAGGAACAACCUUAAGGAGCGCUAGCUGUGCAUGUCGAGGACGAGCGGUCGUCGGGUCGUUAAAGAGGAGCGCUGCUAACUCCGCCCCUUUAGUUAGACAGAAAACAAAACAAAAAACAAAAAUCUACUUUUUGCCUAUAAAUUUUCUACGUGUAACAGGAAUGGCUCUUCAGUUAAGAUCAGUAUUUUACAGUAAGUAGCAGAUGUAGCUUUGUCGUCCCUCUCGUCCGUCCCCUCUCUCGUGUCCUCGGGGGUCUGUCGGUGGGUGUGUGUCCUCCUCACAUUGACUUGUCUCUGCCACCAGGGAUCAUCCAUAAUAACUAUUAACCUCAGCGAGACCGGCCGCCGCCGCCGCCGCCGCCGCCAAGA